Messenger RNA from Schistocerca piceifrons (Central American locust), 1069 nucleotides. RefSeq names its product 1,5-anhydro-D-fructose reductase-like. Bases 63 to 1028 code for a protein of 321 amino acids. Gene Ontology annotation, cellular component: cytosol. Lineage: Eukaryota; Metazoa; Arthropoda; Insecta; Orthoptera; Acrididae. Gene Ontology annotation, molecular function: aldose reductase (NADPH) activity. The record is from RefSeq and is a predicted model, not a curated record. The transcript is spliced from 7 exons.
CAGCACAGUCUGCAGACAGUACACAACUAUUACUCACUACUUGCUAAACCUGGAACAGCAAGAUGACUGGCAAGAUGGAAUACUUAACUUUCUUCAAUGGACACAAAAUGCCCAUUCUAGGGCUUGGAACAGCACAGGCACUGGGAGAUGAUAUAGAGAAGGCGAUAGAUGCAGCACUGGAGAUUGGGUACAGACACAUAGAUACAGCCCAGAGGUAUAACAAUGAAGCCCAAAUUGGGAGGGCAUUGAAGAAAUGGCUUGAUUCUGGAAAAAUCAAGAGAGAAGAUCUUUUUAUUGUCACAAAGCUGCCAUUGACAGGAAAUCGUGCAGAAUGUGUGGAGAAGCACCUCAAGCAGUCACUGCAUGACCUGCAGCUAGACUAUGUUGAUUUGUACCUCAUACAUAACCCGGUCGGUUUCUAUGACGUGGAUCCAAAGGAUAAUGGGAAAAAAAUGGUGCCAGAUAUGAACACAGACCAUGUCAGCCUGUGGAAGGCGAUGGAGGCACAGGUGGACACAGGCCGCACUCAGUCUAUCGGGCUGUCCAACUUCAACUCGAGGCAGGUGAAGCGCAUCUGGCAGUCGGCACGCAUCAAACCCGCCAACCUGCAGGUAGAGCUUCACGUCUACUUCCAGCAGAGCCAACUGCGCGCCUUCUGCCGGGCACUUGACGUCACCGUCUGUGCCUACAUCCCGCUGGGGUCGCCAGGCGCGCGGCCUCCUGGUCUCACGGCGAACACUCGAGACCAGCUAACUAACCCAGUGGUUUCACAAAUCGCACAGAAGUAUGGGAAGACAAAUGCUCAGGUGCUGUUGCGCUACAUCAUACAACUCGGUGUGGCGGCCAUACCUAAGAGCACUAAUCCGGACCGUCUCCGUCAGAACUUUGAUGUGUUCAACUUUGAGCUGUCCCCAGAAGACAUGGACAUGCUGGAGCACCUGGAUAAGGGACCAGCAGGGCGACAAGUCCGAGGCCUCUUUCCUGGAAUGGCAAACCAUCCAGAAUACCCGUACAGUGAGCGCUACUAGUUCUGAGAGAAGAGGAUGACGGACAUACGUGCAUGGACAUC